GGAGGUGGGGCAGGGCUGGCCUUCUGUGCUAGUCGCUUCCGCUUCCGGUUUCAUAUGAACUCUCCCGCCACCCGGGAACAGUGGCUGCCACCGUUUGUGUUUUCCCGAGUUUGAAUUCUUGCAGGUGACCAAGAUGGAGUUUUCUGGAAGAAAGUGGAGGAAGCUGAGGUUGGCAGGUGACCAGAGGAAUGCUUCCUACCCUCAUUGCCUUCAGUUUUACUUGCAGCCACCUUCUGAAAACAUAUCUUUAAUAGAAUUUGAAAACUUGGCUAUUGAUAGAGUUAAAUUGUUAAAAUCAGUUGAAAAUCUUGGAGUGAGCUAUGUGAAAGGAACUGAACAAUACCAGAGUAAGUUGGAGAGUGAGCUUCGGAAGCUCAAGUUUUCCUACAGAGAAAACUUAGAAGAUGAAUAUGAACCACGAAGAAGAGAUCAUAUUUCUCAUUUUAUUUUGCGGCUUGCUUAUUGCCAGUCUGAAGAACUUAGACGCUGGUUCAUUCAACAAGAAAUGGAUCUCCUUCGAUUUAGAUUUAGUAUUUUACCCAAGGAUAAAAUUCAGGAUUUCUUAAAGGAUAGCCAAUUGCAGUUUGAGGCUAUAAGUGAUGAAGAGAAGACUCUUCGAGAACAGGAGAUUGUUGCCUCAUCACCAAGUUUAAGUGGACUUAAGUUGGGGUUUGAGUCCAUUUAUAAGAUCCCUUUUGCUGAUGCUCUGGAUUUGUUUCGAGGAAGGAAAGUCUAUUUGGAAGAUGGCUUUGCUUACGUACCACUUAAGGACAUUGUGGCAAUCAUCCUGAAUGAAUUUAGAGCCAAACUGUCCAAGGCUUUGGCAUUAACAGCCAGGUCCUUGCCUGCUGUGCAGUCUGAUGAAAGACUUCAGCCUCUGCUCAAUCACCUCAGUCAUUCCUACACUGGCCAAGAUUACAGUACCCAGGGAAAUGUUGGGAAGAUUUCUUUAGAUCAGAUUGAUUUGCUUUCUACCAAAUCCUUCCCACCUUGCAUGCGUCAGUUACAUAAAGCCUUGCGGGAAAAUCACCAUCUUCGUCAUGGAGGCCGAAUGCAGUAUGGCCUAUUUCUGAAGGGCAUUGGUUUAACUUUGGAACAGGCAUUGCAGUUCUGGAAGCAAGAAUUUAUCAAAGGAAAGAUGGAUCCAGACAAGUUUGAUAAAGGUUACUCUUACAACAUCCGUCACAGCUUUGGAAAGGAAGGCAAGAGGACAGACUAUACACCUUUCAGUUGCCUGAAGAUUAUUCUAUCCAAUCCACCAAGCCAAGGGGAUUAUCAUGGGUGCCCAUUCCGUCACAGUGAUCCAGAGCUGCUGAAGCAAAAGUUGCAGUCAUACAAGAUCUCUCCUGGAGGGAUAAGCCAGUUUUAUAGAGUAUACUCCCAGAGGCAUCCCGGCUUCUUUUGAAGAAGUAAGCUUAAGGUACCCAGAAAGUUAAGUAAAUUUAUUUCAUAAAGCAAGUAGUUUAGAUUUUUAGACUGGGUAGCUUUAAGUCAUUUCAUUCUUCUUGGUGGUGUUUACCAUCAAUUUGCAAUGUAUUUCUUGUUAAAGUUUCUAUCUCUGAAUUUAUAUGAUUAUUUUUACUUCUUAAUUCUUAAGUGACAGAUUUUAACAUUAGCUUCUGUUUUCAAUAGCAUAUCCAGGAGAUAUGAUACAUCUUUUAAUAAACAAUCUAAGGUAAUUAUUAAAUCAGUACAUGAUACAUCUUUUAAUAAGCAUAAUCUUCUAAAGUAAUUAUAUAAUCAGUAUAAAUAUCUUUCAUUAUUUUCAUAAAGAUCAUAGAGCAUAGUGAUUCUGAAGUGGCUUGCUUUUAUAUUAGGCCAAAAAAUAGAAUACUCAAAGCACAGUAAUAAUUAGUAACUGAACCAUGGAACUGAGGUUUGACAAUACAUUUCUCCGUAUCUCUAAGCAGGCUUUACAUGCGUCUUCUCGUUUGUCCUACCUUCCCCCUCAUUAUCUUUCCUCUCUUCUUCUUUCUCUUUCCUUCCCUCCUUGCUUUCUAAGUUUACUUAGUUGUUAAUGUUCCCUAAGAGCUUAAAUCCUUUAAUCCAAAAUGUUGGUAUUAAUGUGCACUAAGAAAAUCAGUAUUUUUGGUAGCAGUUUAAAUUGCUUCUCAACAAUCCUUUUAUUGGUACCUAACUACAAUAGAGUAUGAUAAGUGCUUUAAUAAUUAACUAUUACAAAGUAUGCUAAAUGCUUUUAUAAAAAUAUAUUCAAAGUGCCAGAGGGGAAAGAUCUUCUGUUGAAGAGGGAGCAGAAGAGAAUGCUUCAUAUAAGAAGUGACAUUUUAAUUGGGUUUGAAAGUUGAGUAGGAGUUUCCCCUGUGCCUGAUGUAAGGCAGAUUAGGCAAAAGGAGCAGCAUUCAUUCAACAUCAACAAAUAAUAAUUGCGUGAGGAUUGUAUUCCAUUUACUGUUCAAGACACUGGGAAUAUAAUGAUGACUAAAACUAGUGAGACUUCUACCUUCAUGGAGCUGAUAUUCCAGUGGGGAGACAGACUGUAUUAGUCUGUUUUCAUGCUGCUGAUAAAGACAUGCCCAAGACUUGGUACUUUAUAAAGAAAAAAAGGUUUAAUGGACUCACAGUUCCAUGUGGCAUAGGAGGCCUCACAAUCAUGGUGGAAGGUGAGAGGCACGUCUUACAUAGCAGCAGACAAGAGAGACAAUGAGAUCCAAGUGAAAGGGGUUUCCCCUACAAAACCAUCAUCAGAUCUCGUGAGACUUACUCACUACCACGUGAACAGUAUGGGGGAAACCGCCCACAUGAUUCAAUUAUCUCCCACCAGGUCCCUCCCAUGACACGUGGGAAUUAUGGGAGCUACAGUUCAAGAUGAGAUUUGGGUGAGGAUAGAGCCAAACCAUAUAUCGCAGAUAAACAAGUAAGUGUAGUGAAAUAAAACUAUGGCAGGAUAAGAGAGAAGAAUGAGACUUGUGGAGGUGACUCUAUUAAUUUAAAUAAGGUUGUUUGGUGUGUUUUGAGGAACCCUAGUCCUGAGAGAUCUAUGAAAAAUGGAUUCUGGGGACAAAUUAGUUUGAGAAACGUUACCCUAUUAAGUUCUGCUACAAAGAAACUUAGGUAAUUGUGGAUUAAAGCCAGUUAAACAAGUUAUUAGACAAGAAAACCCCCGAUCAUCACUAGGAUUUUGUGAGCUAAAGUUCCAAAGAGCACAUUGCAGGAGAAGCUGGACCAGAGUAUGAGGAUCCAGUGGCCAGGUAGGACAGGGUAGGAGCCUUUGAAUCAUGAUGAAAAGUUUGUGCCCCAGCCAUGCCAGGAUUAGAUUUGGCUUUUAGAAAAGGUACUCUUGUGGCAAUGUGGCAGCUAUCUUGAGUGAAGAAAGUAUAAAUCAAGAAGCUUUCCAAUAAAAAAGAGAAUGAUGAAGGCUUCAAAAAUGGAGAGAAAAGGGUAGAUUUUAAUGACAUUUGGAGGUAGAAUUGACUCAGAUAACUUUGUUUAUAGAUAAUAAAGAGUCAGAAAAAUUCUUGACAUAUAAUGUUUUAAAGAAAUGAAAGUACAUCUUCAAGAGAGGGAAACUUGGCCCUGAUCUUCCAGUCAGUGAAGGUCACAGCAAGGCAGCAGCAGGCUAAGCUGUGCUGAGUGUGUGAGAAAUGGGAGCAAAGUCGUGUGUUCAAAAAUGUGCAAGACUUGGCAUCUCCACCACAUUUUUCUUUCACCUUUGAAAUAUGGGAAGGUUAGAAAUGGAGUGGAAAAAUAUCAGCCCAGUCUAGUUUUGAAAGAUUGAGUUUUUUAGGAAGAAGCAAGCUUGUUAUCACUUUUAAAUAAGACAAAACAUGACCUUGAAUUAGAUUAGCCACAUAUCUAAUUGGUGAGUACAGCAUAUCUAGCUGUACAGCGCUCUGCUCACCAAAGCCAAAGAUGGGCAGGUGGCUGCAUUCUGCUGCCAGGUAAUCAUCUGAACCUCGCUGGCAGGCAUUGAAGCAAAAGAGAGAGAGGAAUUUGCGGCUGGCUGGAAAUAUUAAGAGUAUUAGCAAGAGGGAGGAAGUGUGGCUCAAAGUUAUAAAAUGUUGUGUGUGUAUAAAAAGAAGAGAGUUCUAUUUUUGUAUAUGUAUGUGUUAUAAAUAGACAUACCUAUUGCAUUUCCCACCAGUGUUCUGUAUCAUCUAUGUUCCGUCACUGAUUAAAUCAGAAAAAUAUCACCUUAUUUGCUUUUUGCUCCUCAACCGCAAAGAAGUCUUUGGUGAGGUGCUUUACUAGAAUUGUCUUACAG
Molecule: messenger RNA, 4222 nt
Organism: Pan troglodytes (chimpanzee)
Lineage: Eukaryota; Metazoa; Chordata; Mammalia; Primates; Hominidae
Gene: PRIM2
Product: DNA primase subunit 2
Exons: 13
Coding region: 134-1405 (423 amino acids)
Biological process (GO): DNA replication initiation; DNA replication, synthesis of primer
Cellular component (GO): alpha DNA polymerase:primase complex
Source: RefSeq, a predicted model, not a curated record